This is a messenger RNA of Triticum turgidum subsp. durum (durum wheat), 1494 nucleotides long. Lineage: Eukaryota; Viridiplantae; Streptophyta; Magnoliopsida; Poales; Poaceae. The record is from the annotation of a GenBank genome assembly.
AUGGAGGCCCUGGCGGAGACGUGGAGCGGCGGCCAUCUGGUGCCUCUCCUCGACGGCGUCGGCGGCGGCGGCCUGGACGCGGCCCUCCUCCGCCGCCUCUACGCCGGUCACUUCCUCGCCAGAUGGGGCGCACGCAUGUGGGAGUUCUCGGUGGGGCUGUACAUGAUCCGCGUCUGGCCGGGCUCGCUGCUCUUCGCCGCCGUCUACGGCGUCGUCGAGUCCGCCUCCGUCGCCGUCUUCGGCCCCAUGGUCGGCACCCUCGUCGACAGCCUCACGUACCUCCAGGUUUUGGGCCUGUGGCUGCUAGUUCAAAGCUUAUCCUUCAUCGUUGCUGGAGUCUCGGUAACCGCGCUGCUGGUCUACGAUGACCUGAAAGUGACGAGCUUCCCCGUCUUCGUGGCUCUAGUCGUGGUCACCAACGUGUCAGGCGCGCUCGCGGCGCUCUCGACUCUCGCCGGAACCAUACUGAUCGAGAGAGAAUGGGUGGUGGUGAUGUGCGGCGGGCAUCCGCCGGCGGUGCUGACCCGAACCAACUCGGCGAUCCGGAGGAUCGACCUGAGCUGCAAGCUUCUGGCGCCGGUGCUGUCGGGGUUCGUGAUCAGCUUCGUGUCCACGCAGGCCUCUGCGGUGGCGCUGGCGCUGUGGAACGUCGCCUCGGUGUGGCUGGUGUACUGGCUCUUCGUGUCGGUGUACAACAGCGUGCCCGCUCUCGGCGCCAACAGCCUGGCAAGGGACGCGGCGGCCUCGGCGCCGGAGGCCGACGAGGCGGUGCAGGGUUACUCCCAGGACGCGUCGUCAGAUUGGAGCGAGAGACUGACGGCGCGGCUCUCCGUCCUGCCCUGCUGGGAGUCCUGGGCCGUGUACGCGAGGCAGGAGGUGGUGCUGCCGGGUGUUGCUCUCGCCAUACUCUACUUCUCCGUGCUAAGCUUUGGCACGCUGAUGACGGCGACGCUGGACUGGGAGGGCAUCCCGGCGUACGUGACCAGCCUGGCCCGGGGGUUCAGCGCCAUGGUGGGCAUCGCGGCGACGGUGGUGUACCCGGCCGCGCACGCGCGGCUGUCCACGCUCCGGACGGGGCUCUGGUCCAUCUGGACGCAGUGGUGCUGCCUGCUGCUCUGCGUCGGCUCCGUCUGGGUGGGCGGCCGCGUGGCGUCGGCGUGGGUGCUCAUGGCCGGCGUCGCCGCCUCGCGCCUCGGCCUCUGGAUGUUCGACCUGGCCGUCACGCAGUUGAUGCAGGACGGCGUGCCCGACGCGGACCGGUGCGCCGUCGGAGGCGUCCAGAGCUCGCUGCAGUCCGUGUUCGACCUGCUCACCUACGUCAUGGGCAUCAUCAUCUCCGACCCCAAGGAUUUCGGCGAGCUCAUCGCGCUCUCCUUCUUGCUGGUGACCUGCGCUGCGGCCAUGUACACGCUGCACGUGUACCGCGUACGCAAGCACCUGUUCCACCUUGACAAGAUCUUCGCCAAGAUGCGGUGGGAAAGCUAUUCAUACUAG